Molecule: messenger RNA, 8751 nt
Organism: Candoia aspera
Lineage: Eukaryota; Metazoa; Chordata; Lepidosauria; Squamata; Candoiidae
Gene: STAB1
Product: stabilin 1
Exons: 69
Coding region: 168-7958 (2596 amino acids)
Biological process (GO): cell adhesion
Molecular function (GO): calcium ion binding; hyaluronic acid binding
Source: RefSeq, a predicted model, not a curated record
CCUUCUGAAUAGUUCAGACUAAGAGGUUUACACCAUGCAAAAGCUUUUGCUCUGCUCUCAUUUAACUUCACGGUUUCUUGGAUCCCACUCUUAGUAGGCGGUGUUAUCUUACAUAAACUGUAUACUUCACUUCCCUCCUUGAGCAAAGAGAUCUCUUCUGCCAAAGCAUGCCAAGGAAAAUUCUUGGUUUACUCUUGUUCAUCCUAGCAACAUGCGCAACUUUUCCAGCCGAAGGGCAGAAAAAACAGGUAAAAUCCAUGCGAUGUGACCGGAAGUUCACAUAUAGACAGAAUACCCCUUGUACUACCUGUGCUCUUUUUUCUGGGAGAGUGAGAUGCCCAAACGGAUGGGAAAGAGUGCCCAAGAAGCCGGAGGAGUGCAGAUAUACAGUAAACCUGGGUGAGAAUACCCUGUCUAUCUUGGGGUGCAAUUACAUGUGCAAGAAGGAAGUAGAAGAGAAACAGUGUUGCCCUGGCUUCUGGGGUGCUGAAUGCUAUGAAUGCCCUGGUGGAUCUGAGAACAUAUGCAACCAUCAUGGCGUCUGUUUGGAUGGCAUCAUCAGGAAUGGAACUUGCAUUUGUGAUGCGAAUUAUGGUGGCUACGCAUGCCAAGAGUGCAAGGAUGAAAAUCAUUUCGGUCCUGACUGUCAAUCUGUAUGUGAGUGUCAGCAUGGAAUCUGCAACCACGGUCCCUCUGGUGAUGGAAAGUGUACCUGCUAUGCUGGCUACACUGGACCCAAAUGUGACCAAGAACUUUCCAGCUGUGGCAGUGUAAUCUGUGAAGCCAACUCCCUUUGUGUGGUAAAGUAUGGGAAGGCUGAGUGUGAAUGUAUUCCAGGCUACAGGAAAAUUGGGAUUCAAUGUCUAGCCCAGGAUCCCUGUAGCUCCUCUCCAUGUUCCUCAUCUGCGGUUUGCAAGACUGUUGGGGAAACCAAAUAUCAGUGCAUUUGUGCAGAGGGAUACCAAGGAAAUGGGAGAGUGUGCCAACCCAGAAAUCCCUGUUUGGUCAAUAAUGGAGGCUGCCCCAUAAAUACCACCAACUGUGCUGUUACGGGUCCAGGAAAGGUAAACAGGGCCUUGCAGUGUACUUUGAUUGUAGCAGCCAUAUAUGAAAGGAGACAGUCAUCAAUUUGCCGGUGCAAAACAGGAAUGACAAGUAGAACGAGGGGGGGAAAUGAUUGCGAACCCAUCAGAAGAUGCUUUGGUUAUUGUGGCGUAAGUGUACAAAAGUGUGAAGUGGCCCCUGAUGGGAAUUUCAACUGCAUCUGCCCAGAGGGAGAAAUUGAAGUUGGAGGUAGCUGUCACAAAACUAUCUUGCGUGAAAUCUUUAAACUAAAUACAGAAGGAAGUAGGAGCACACAGCUGGAGGAUGCAGUGACACUGUUUGCUAAAGGUUGUUCAUUACCCUUGGAGAAAUAUGGGCCUUUCACAGUACUUGUGCCUAUUGGACAGACCCUUCCUAAAAUUAACUUCAAUGUCACAUAUGCAGAGAAAUUAUGCAGGGAGCAUAUAAUACCUGGGCAGCACUUGAUAAACGAUAUGAGGAAGACUGGGGUCGUUUGGACAUUAUCUGGACAUAAAGUGGUAUUUCAUGAACAGGUAGCUCCCGUGAGGUACAGUUACUCAGAUUCUCCAGACAAAGUCUAUCACAUCAGGGACUUCAAUCUGCCAGCAGUUAAUGGCAUUAUACAUCUUGUCAACCCUCUAAGGAAAACAGCCACCAUGGACAAAGUCAAUGCUCAGAAAACAAUUGCAGAAAUUCUUGCUUCCAUGGAGAUCACCAGCAGAUUUGAAACUAUAUUAGAAAAUUGUGGCCUUCCAUCAAUUUUGGAUGAUCCUGGAUUUUUUACUGUGUUUGUACCAAGUAAUGAAGCAGUGGAUAAAUUAAGAGAUGGAAGACUAAUUUAUCUCUUCACAGAGGGCAUAAAUAAGCUUCAGGAACUUGUGAAACAUCAUAUCUUUCCCACAGCAGCGGUCUAUGUGGAAAAACUAAUGAUGAUGCCACAUAUUCUGACCAUGGCAAACCAACUGCUGAAGAUUGAGAUCAGUAACGAUGGAAGGAUUCUGCUGGAUGAUUCCAAGGUUGCAAUAGUCAAAGGGGAUAUUAUGGCAUCAAAUGGUAUUAUUCAUACAUUGGAUGGCAUUUUGAUUCCUCCGUCAAUACUGCCGAUUCUGCCACAGAAGUGCAAUGAAAUACAUUAUAAAGUUUUGGAGGGAUCUUGUGUGGAUUGUGAGCUCCUUAAUAGCAGCGUUUGUCCUCCUGAUGGCAACAUUAUGGAAGACAAGGCUUUUUCAGCAGAGUGUGUUUAUACUCAUGAUCCAUUUGGUUUGAAUGUUCUGAAGAAGGGUUGCCAGAGAUACUGCAAUCAAACUAUUGUGAUACCUGGAUGCUGCAAAGGGUUCUUUGGUCCUUCCUGCAGCCCAUGUCCUGGUGGAUACACCAAUCCAUGCUACGGCAAAGGAAACUGUAAUGACGGGAUUCACGGAAAUGGUCAAUGCAACUGCCACGAUGGCUUCAAAGGAAUUGCCUGCCACAUCUGCUCAAACCCGAACAAGCACGGGGAGAACUGCAAUGAAGAUUGUGGCUGCCUCCAUGGAAUUUGUGACAACAGACCAGGAAGCAGGGGUGUGUGCCAGGCAGGGACGUGUAUGACUGGCUACACUGGGGAAUUUUGUGACACACAUACUCACAAUUGUGGAUCUGUUGAUGCCGCUGUCAACUGCCAUGUCCAUGCAACCUGUACUCUGAAUGGCGCUGUAAGGUGUGUCUGUCUUGAUGGAUAUGAAGGAGAUGGGUUUUCCUGCAAGCCUAUUGAUGCCUGUAGCAAGCCAGGACGGGGAGGAUGUUCAGAAAAUGCUACAUGUACCAGUACGGGUCCUGGCACAGUCAGCUGUCAGUGCAUCCGGGGUUGGACUGGGGAUGGAAAAGUUUGUGUCGCCAUAGACAAUUGUGUAACUGAGACCAGAGGAGGCUGCCACCUCAAUGCGGAUUGUAGUUACAUUGGCCCUGGACAGAGCAGCUGCAUGUGCAAGAAAGGCUAUGAGGGUGAUGGUUACAACUGUGAUAAGAUUGACCCUUGUAUGAUGGACAAUGGUGGCUGCCAUGAACUGGCUGUAUGCCAGUCUCUCAGUACUGGGGGAAAAGCUUGCCGUUGCUCUGAAGGAUAUGUAGGAGAUGGAAUCCAAUGUUAUGGUGAUGUGAUGAAGGAGUUAGUAAGGAAUUACCACUUUUCAACUUUUUAUGAGUGGAUUAAGAAAUCCCUCGUCAGCAUCCCUAGAGGAGCCAAUGUGACUGUUCUGGUGCCUCUGAAAGAAGCUAUCCAAAAUCUGAGCAAGGCUGAAAAAGAGUUCUGGUUGGAGUCCCACAUGCUGCCAUCUCUUGUCAGGUCCCACAUCCUCCAGGGCUCUUUCACAACUGAGCAACUCAAGAACUUUGUUGGCCAAGAACUGCCCACUCUCAAUCCACAGGCCAAGUGGGAAAUAAAGAACAACAAUGGGGAAAUAACUAUUCAGAAUGCCAGCAUUGUAUUGGGUGAUAUUCCUGCUAUUAACAGCACUAUUUAUAUCAUCAACAAGGUUCUGUUACCAACAUCUGUCAAGAUCCCACCUGGUUUGCAGGAGCAACUGAACACAGUGCCCUCCUUCAUCAGGUUCAAAGAGCUAUUGGAGCAAUAUCAGCUGAUGAGAGAAAUUGAGUCAUCCCAAAAAUAUACUAUUUUUGUCCCAGGGAAUAGCUCAAUUGAGAAAUAUUGUCAAGCAUCAAAUAUUACACAACUGGGUAAUGACACCGUGCAGUAUCAUAUCGUAACUGGUGAUAAACUGUUUUUGAAAGAUCUGAAGAAUGGAGUUCACAGAAGCACGAUGUUAGGAUUCUCCAAUUGGCUCAUGUUUUCUAAUACGCUCAACAAGACAUAUGUAAACAGAGUUCUUUUGGGUGGCCCAUUUGUUGAAACAAGAAAUGGAAUGUUGAUUGGGGUUUCUCAAGUUCUACAGAUUCAGAAAAACCGUUGCAAUAUCAAUACCACCACUGUAGAAAAGUCAAGAUGUGCUAAGUGCAACAAAAGGAUCAAGUGCCCCGCAGGAUCAGUGCUUGCACAAAAACCAGGCAAAGGAAAUCUUCCUCACUGUGUAUAUAAAUCUGGAGACAAGAAAUUAGUUGGCUGCUAUUUUACCUGCAUCAAAGUUUCCCUAGUUUCUGUCUGCUGUCCAGGCUACUAUGGUGCUAUGUGUGAGAUGUGUCCUGGGAAACCAGGCAGCUGGUGCUCUGGCAAUGGGGUGUGUCAAGAUGGUAUUGAAGGCAAUGGAGAUUGCCAGUGCCAAGAAGGUUUUCAUGGCACAGCCUGUGAAAUGUGUCAGGCAGGAAGAUACGGACCCAAGUGUCAAUCAGAGUGCAAUUGCAAUAAAGGGCAAUGCAAGGAUGGGUUGUUAGGUGAUGGAAGCUGUACAUGCAUCUCAGGAUUUAAAGGAGUCAGUUGUGACCAAGAAAUUGGAACUGAUCUCUGCAAUGGUACUUGUGAUGUAAAUGCCAAUUGCAUUAAUGACUCCACUACUUCUCGACCCAUCUGUUCCUGUACUGCUGGAUACUCUGGAAAUGGCACCUCCUGUGCAGAAAUAGACCCCUGUGCUGUGGAUAAUGGUGGCUGUUCCAUAUAUGCCAACUGUACCAAAAAAGGACCGGGCAAAAGCAUCUGCACUUGCAAAGAAGGCUAUACGGGAGAUGGGACUUUAUGCCAGGAACUGGAUCGGUGCUUAGAAAACAAUGGAGGAUGCCACCAAAAUGCAGUGUGUAUUAAAACAGGACCAGGUUUGGUUUCCUGUGGCUGUCCUCCCUCCUUCACUGGUGAUGGAAUUAAUAAAUGCGAAUAUACUGAUCCAUGCAUGAACAACGGCGGCUGCAGUCCGCUAGCGCUGUGCCUUAAAACUCAGAAUGGGAAUCGAACAUGCGUUUGUUUAUGGGGGACUGGUGAUGGUUUCACAUGCAUAAAGACUGUAUGGCAGGAACUUAUUGGAAGACCAGCUGCCUCUAAAUUUGGCCAUUAUAUCCAGGUGCAUGGAAUUAUGGAGAUGUUGGGGAAUGGACCUUACACCAUUUUCGUUCCACAUGCUCAUUAUCUACUGAAAGAAACCACAUUUUCAGAAUGGGAAAAAGGUGGCUGCAUCAAAGAACUGCUUCGCUAUCACAUAGUCAGCUGUCAGGAGCUCCUAUCAGAUGACCUGGAAUCACUGGAUUCUAUAACAGCUUUAUCUGGUCACAAAAUAAGAGUUUCCAUGAAAGAGGACAGUGUGUACUUAAAUGACGAGGCGAAGAUAAUUGAAAGUGACAUUACUGGAGAGAAUGGAGUCAUACAUUUUAUUGACAGGAUCUUAACACCAUAUGUCUUGCAGCAUCACAACAUUUCAUGCAACAUAUCCCAGAAAACCAUUACAGAGGUUGCAGAGGCUUAUGGAUACAAAACUUACAGCAGACUACUAAGGGAAGCAGGACUUCUUAAUCUGGUCAAUAAUACCUUUCAUCAGCCAUUUACCAUGCUGUGGCCAACGGAUGCAGCUUUUAAUUCUCUUCCUGUUGAGAUGCAAAAAUGGCUGUAUCAUAAAGACCACAGGAGCAAACUGGCUGCUUAUCUCAAAGGGCACAUGAUCCGGGACACAAAGAUCUUGGCUUCCAAACUGACUGAAUUGGCUUCUCUGAGGACUUUGCACGGCUCAACGAUUUCAUUUAGCUGCAGCAAAACAAAUGCUGGGGAUAUUGUGGUGGACAAUGGUAAUGCAAAGAUUGUCCAGAGGUACAUGGAAUUCAAUGUGGGUAUUGCUUAUGGAACUGAUCACCUGCUCGAGCCUCCAGAUUUGGGAUCCCGUUGUGAUGAGUUUCAAACUGCUGAGAUUCCAAAUUCUGUGUGUGGUGCUUGUGGCUAUGAGAGAGCUUGUCCUUUUGGAUCAGUGGAACUGGGGGAAAUCAAGAGUUGCUAUUAUGUCAAAGAUGAAUAUCCCUUGCUUUCGUUGCUUGACAAAAUCGAAAGGAUGCCCUUCCGGCGGCAAAAUUAUCGAGUGCCAUUCAGUCGGAGGCAAUAUAGAAAAGUUUUCAUUAAGGGAUGCAGGAAAACAUGCUUUGCCACCAAGUGGGUACCCCAGUGCUGUGCAAACCACUAUGGAAAGGACUGCCAGGUGUGCCCUGGAGGGCUCGAAACACCAUGCCAAAAUCAUGGUACAUGCGAUGAUGGGCAUAAAGGCUCAGGACAGUGCAACUGUACUGCGGCUUUUGUUGGAGUGGCUUGUGAACACUGUGCUCCAGGACACUAUGGGCCAGACUGCAGAGAGUGCAAUUGUUCAGGAAAUGGGAUAUGCAACGAAGGGCUGCUCGGAGAUGGCUUCUGCUUCUGCUCUGCAGGAUGGACUGGAGAGCACUGUGAAACCAAACAAGCUGCAGUGCCUCAGUGCUCCCCAGCCUGCCACCCUAAUGCCGUCUGCCGAGCCAAUAAUAUCUGUGAAUGUAACCUGUAUUAUGAGGGAGAUGGAAAGACAUGCACAGUGAUUGACCAGUGUGGAAACAACAAUGGUGGCUGCAGCGACCAUGCUCAGUGCACGCAGAACGGAACGGAUGUUUCCUGCACCUGCCUAAUGGACUACCAGGGUGAUGGCUACAUCUGCAGUCCUAUUGACAGAUGUGCAGAUGGAAGGAAUGGGCACUGCAGUGAGCACGCAACUUGUAUUAGCACAGGUCCAAAUACCAGGAGGUGCGAAUGCAAGGCAGGCUAUGUUGGGAAUGGAAUCCAAUGCUUGGAGGAAGCUAUCCCCCCAAUAAACCGUUGCUUGGAAGUGAAUGGGCAAUGCCACCCAGAGGCUAUUUGUACUGACCUGCAUUUCCAGGACAAAACGGUUGGUGUGUUCCACCUGCGGUCUUCUACUGGAAAGUACAAUUUUACCUAUGAAGAGGCUGAAGCCAGCUGUGCAGCUGAGGGAGCUACCUUGGCCACCCUUCAGCAGCUAUCUGCUGCUCAGCAGAUGGGAUUCCACCUGUGUAUAGUGGGUUGGCUUUUUAACCGUACAGCUGGUUACCCAACUGUAUACCCAAGUCAGAACUGUGGUACUCACCAUGUGGGGAUUGUAAGCUAUGGCUAUCGAAACAACUUCAGUGAAAAGUGGGAUGCCUACUGUUACCAGAUUCAAGAUGUACAGUGUAACUGUAGGGAUGGGUUUAUUGGAGAUGGCUAUUCUUGCACAGGCAGCCUUUUGGAUGUGUUGGCUCAACAUGCAAACUUCUCAGUCUUCUAUUCAAUAAUUCUGGAUUAUGCUAAUACCACUCAGGAAGGAGUAGAUUUCUUGAAUUUCCUCACUUCAGGCAUCACUUAUAAAACUCUUUUUGUACCCUUGAACUCUGGCUUUGGAGACAAUACAUCUUUAUCACUGAAGGACCUAAAACUUCAUGCAUCACUGAGUGACGUUGUCCUCUUAAGCUCCAAUCUCACAGCCGGUACAGUUAUACCUUCCCAAGCAGGAUACAAUCUUUCCAUUGCAGAGUCCUUGAGUCAUACUUUUCUGAUUGUUUCUGAACUGAUUAACAAUACAAUGAUCGUUGAAUGGGAUAUUCUGGCCUCCAAUGGGAUUAUUCAUGCUAUUCAGAGUCCUUUGAAGGUACCUUUGCAGUAUAAUCAGGUUUUGAGUACCGUAAAAUCAUCUGCUGCUAUGACAAUUGGCAUAAGCACUGUUGUUGCUAUAGUUCUGUGUUGCGCAACUAUUGCUGGAUUGUCCUAUUUCUGCCUCAAAAGGAGAAACCAACAACUCCACUUUCGCUAUUUUAGGGCUGAAUUAGAGGGUGAUGAACCUUCCUGGCAGGAGAGGAGCCCACACUUAGUAUCCAUUCCAAAUCCUAUUUAUGGAGCAGAUAGCUCAAUCUAUGAGCCAUUUGAGGAGUCUCUCCACAGAGAAGAUUUUGUCGAUACUGAAGACAUUCUUGGACAAUAAUAAUGUACUGCAAUGCAAUGGAAGAAAAAUUCCAGAAGUUUUGAUAUUUUGAAGAAACAUUUUAUAUACCUCAAUUCUAUUCUUUUUAAAGUUAUGGGAAGGAAUUAUGAUCCGAAGAGCUAUUGGCGUUUGCAGUCACGUGAAGAAUUUCCGAUUUUUUUUUUUGUUUAGAAUUCAUUCUCUCAUGCUGUAUUGCCUCUUUUAGGGGCCUUCAGGAAUACGUUCUGAGUAUAACUGUAAUAUGAAUAGAAAGAGCUUGAAAACAUGUAUCAUGCACAGAAUCCUUUCGAUCCUCUCCAUGAAACUUCAAGCAUCUACUUAGGAAUGACUCAUGAAUGUGUUUGGUAAAUGGACACUGUGAGGAACACUGAGUGGGCCAAUGAAAUUUUUGUUCAGAGUUAAUGAUUGGAUAAAUUUACUCUGAAACUGCACUAUUGAACUUUCUUUUGAUAUACAGUACUUUAAUCUGCUAAUGACUGUCAAAAAUUGUUACCUGUAAACUGUAGACAGCACAUAUUUGUAAUCCUCCUGAAUUAUAAUGCACUGUUGUGUGUGUAAAAGAGACCUCACAAGCAAGUCUUAAGUUUUUCACUAUUAGGUAAGUAUGAUUACUUCAGCAUGCUACCAGUAAAGGUGCCAAUUAUCUGUAUUUGCCUUAUAAUUAGUAUUGAUUCUUCUCCCUUCCCCUUGAAAAAGACUGAAAUAUAUUAAUAUUAGGACUGUUCCAUAAUGAAACAAUGUAUUAUUUUUGUAAAAAAAAUAAAUGGGGUUAUACCUAGUAACCAAAUGCAGC